AUGUCUGCUCGUGGACGCGCCACCAGCGCAUUAGCUCUUAUUUUGUCUGGCUCAAAUGAACGCACCUCACGAGGACCUCUCACACGAUCUGCUUCUUCUACUGCUGCCACCAGUCUGCCCGGCUGCCUCAGUAGUGGGAGUGGGGGUUUGGGUAGUGACGGUUUGUCUGGUUUGUCAGUCCCUUUGGGACUUACUAGUGGCCCUCUACAUAGGGUUGGCCCUGCCUACUAUGCCACUAGCCACGAUGAUAUGUCCUUACUUAAUAGUGCGAUUUCAGCAUCUAUUGCUGCUGCAGCUGCAGCACACCCGCUCACCGGCAGCAACAACAUGAGUACCCUGACAACUAGUGGCCUUGGUGGGGUGGGUCCUAGUGGCUGUAUGUUUGUAAGUGAGGCGAGCGGGUUCACUGCGUCUGCUGGUCUCCUAUACACUAGUCUUUCAUCAGGUCACUCUAUACUUCCUGGCAUACCAGCCAGUUUCCAGUUGAUUGGGGAUGGACAAUACACCAGGAAAGGGGAUAAGGAGGAAGGUUAUCUUGAAUAUGCAGCCAAUCAAGCUGACUUUGAGGAAGAUUCACUGAGCACAGAUGAAGAUAAUAACGAUGAGGAUGAAAGUGAUGGAGAGGUCAGUGAUCAGGCUCACCUUCGGGGACAAUCAUGGCGUCGUGAGAGAGACCGGCACCGGCUGCGUCACCCAUUCCCCAAAUUUGCUCGCGGACAGAAUGAAAAUACUAGAUUUGGUUCGGCCUCCUCUACGACAUCCAAAUUACCGCAGCCCUUUUCUACUCUUGAUGCUGCGAGGUUUACUGCUAUCCCUAAUCCGAGUGGUCGCGAACGGGCUGACAGUCAACAUGCUAUAUCUUCCACAGGAGAGCUGGUCGAACAACAGGCAUUUUCAUCCGUCCGCAUCCGGCAUUCUUUCGGUUCUGGGCUAAGCCGAGUCGAUUUGACGAGUGGAGACGGCUGCGGUGAUAGCAGUAUCUGCCGCCAUCGUAUUGAAUCUGGUGUUGCCGGCCCAACUCCUGCUUGCUCAUCAAGUAACACCAACGAGUUGACAAAUCCUGUCCGGUCAAUAUUUACACAUAGCAGAAUUGGAAACUCAUGCUCAUGCAGCAGCUCUGCUCUGCCCACUGGCGGCAGUUGCGCCUCCCAACUACCCGUCUCUCUAGCUUGCAUGGCCCCUCCUAGAGUUUCGGGAGCAAAUGCUUGUAGUGCAUCUACAUCUGCUAGGCCCUGGACUCAUCUGACUAAACAACAGCUAGUUUACCGACGCCUCUAUGGGCUAAUCGAUCAUCCAAGUGUAAGCUUGGUACGAACUCGACCUAGCUCGAGGUUCUUUGGUCUUGGCUAUCAAUUGCUUGCCCCGUCCUCUCCUUACACUCUGGCAUCUCACUACUCACAUACUUAUACCACUGCAUCCUUGAAUCGUCCUGGAGCAACGAUAGUUACUUGUCCUAUGUCCUCAGGCCACACGGACACGCUCCAUCGGCGUGCCUCCGCUGGCUUUCCUACAGAUGUCCUUACGUCCACAGGAGCUGACCCCAGUUGUGGUGGCGGUCUGUUUGCUCGUCGGUCGUUCACUCUUGGGGGCGUUGGUCAUGCCCGA
Molecule: messenger RNA, 1605 nt
Organism: Protopolystoma xenopodis
Lineage: Eukaryota; Metazoa; Platyhelminthes; Monogenea; Polystomatidea; Polystomatidae
Source: the annotation of a GenBank genome assembly